Molecule: messenger RNA, 641 nt
Organism: Racocetra persica
Lineage: Eukaryota; Fungi; Glomeromycota; Glomeromycetes; Diversisporales; Gigasporaceae
Source: the annotation of a GenBank genome assembly
AUGUCACAACUUUCGGACUCAAAUAUCUUUAAAGAAACCAUUCUUGAAUCUUUCGUGAAAAACGGAUAUAUACCAUUUCUAUCUCCGCCUCAAAGUUUGUUUGAAAAAGCAAAACAAUUAGCUUCUGACAACCCAAAGGCCACAGUUGGUGCAUUAACCAUGGGUGGCCUUGUAUUAGGCCCACAUGUAGCUGUUUGUUUAGUAGGUGCGCUUGGAUUCGGCCCAGGUGGUAUAAAAGCUGGUUCAAUUGCUGCAUGGAUGAUGUCAUUGCAAACUAUUACCACUGCCAGUCUUGUAGCUACUCUGCAAUCAAUUGGCGCUGCUGGAUUAGGUAUGACAGGAACUCUCUUAUCGAGUACUAUGGGUGCAGCGCUUUUGGGUGGUUGGUCUGCAUAUAUCACGAAAAAUCUCAAAAAGCUAGAGCAAUUGGAAAAUUUUGUUAAGAUAUAUGACGAAGGUGGAGAAAAUGACAAAUCUAUUGUGGUUUUCGAAAUACGCGACAAGCUUCUUACAAAUGAUGAAGCCCUUGACGAUUUUUUCAAAAUAUUUGAUUUAACUUUAUCGUUAGUUAAGACAAAACAGUUCAAACUUCUUAUACAUGAAGAAUGCGCUACUGAGGGUCUCAAUAUUUUGAAUAAUCG